CCACCGUCCCACCCGGAGUCUGUCGACCGUGAGUUCUUGUCGCCCCUCUUCUACGACCACCCUGUCACACACGCACGCAACAUCCAAACUAAAGUCGUUCUUUGUUCUGCAAAAAAAUAGGAAGCCUUCGCCAUGGCCGAUAUCGAUGUCAAGAUUGCUCAAUGGAAGCUGGUUGAGGUUGGCCGCGUUGUGCUGAUCCGCAGCGGUCCCUACACCGGCAAGCUCGCCGCCAUUGUCGAGAUUGUCGACCACAGACGUGUUCUGGUUGAUGGUCCCUCCACCGAGGAGAAGAAGAUCGUCCCCCGCCACGUCCUCCCCCUCUCCCACGCCACCCUCACCCACUUCGUCAUUCCCCAGCUGCCCCGUGCUGCCGGUACUGGCCCCGUCAAGAAGCUUUGGGAGAAGAACGAGAUCGAUGGCAAGUGGGCUCAGAGCGGUUUCGCUAAGAAGACCGACCGCAUCGAGCGCCGGAAGAACCUGACCGACUUCGAGCGCUUCAAGGUCCUCAGACUCCGCAAGCAGGCUCGCUACGAGGUCCAGAAGGCUCACGCCAAGCUCAGAGCUGCUGCUCCCAAGGCAUAGAUGGUUAUUGGGGCUCGGUGCAAAGUGUGACAGGGUGCCUUAGGACGGGGUUUAUUUGCUGAUGGGUUAAUUUUAUGUUCAGCAAAAAAUUACGCUGUAUGCAUUAUUUGACAGCAUAAAAAUGAUUCAAGAACCUUUGAUAUCCUGACAUGGCUUGUUCUCGUACGUCAUGGAAAGCUGAAACCCGCUCGCCGCCUGGAACGAGUGCCUUUUCAGCGAGUAUAUGACUUAUGAUACAACUGGGUCUUCGACUUGACAUCAGCGGGUCAGCUCCUGAGAAGGAAAUGGGCAAUGAACACAAUUUAGACUUUCAAAGCAAAAAAAGACGAAAAAAAAAGGCACUUUCAUUGUAAAUUCAUUAAAUUCAAGAUUAUGUCUAGAUUGAGGC
Aspergillus aculeatus ATCC 16872 is the source of this 970-nucleotide messenger RNA. Its product is annotated as 60S ribosomal protein eL14. Gene Ontology annotation, biological process: translation; ribosomal large subunit biogenesis. Gene Ontology annotation, molecular function: structural constituent of ribosome; RNA binding. Bases 133 to 582 code for a protein of 149 amino acids. Gene Ontology annotation, cellular component: cytosolic large ribosomal subunit; ribosome. The transcript has 3 exons. The record is from RefSeq and is a predicted model, not a curated record. Lineage: Eukaryota; Fungi; Ascomycota; Eurotiomycetes; Eurotiales; Aspergillaceae.